Drosophila serrata is the source of this 3647-nucleotide messenger RNA. RefSeq names its product kairos (gene kairos). NCBI's taxonomy places the organism in Eukaryota, Metazoa, Arthropoda, Insecta, Diptera, Drosophilidae. The record is from RefSeq and is a predicted model, not a curated record.
CUGGGAGACGCCUACACAUUGCUUUGAGAAUAGAGAAUUCUAGGACACUUUAAGGAUCAGUAAACAAAGGAGAGUAAGCACCAGGAAAAAAGGAUUUGGAUUAAGCCAGAGGGCUUAGGAAGUGAGGAGAGCGAAUUUUCCGCUGGCUAACAAUUGAGAAAACUACACAAAAUGGAUGCUCUACGCUUUCGGGGCUCCCCCUUUGCCCGCUUUACGGGUCAAUCAACCGGACCCGGUCAUCCUAGACCGCCCACGCAGGCGGCGCGUCCUCAGCCGCAGGGCAACCACAGCAUCAUUGCACCCGAACCGCUCAUUGUGGUGGAGGAAUCCAAUCUGCCGGAGGAGCAGGAGCCAGAUAGCUCGGAGCCAACGGUCUCGAACCGUGGCAGCCUGGACAUCGACUCCCCCGUCAAUCCCUAUCUCCUGUCCCCCUGGCGUGAUCCUCGCGAGGCUCGCAAGCAUUCGCUGCCCUCGCAACAGGUCACCGAGGGCAUCACGGCCAGCCAGGUGCGAAGGCUCUCGGAGCGUGGCGGUGAGGGUUCGGGACCCACACCCAAGGAGGCCGCCUUCUUGGCCACAUUGUCACAGGCACCGGCUCCGACCGGAAGGCGCCAUUCGGUGGUCACCAUUUCGAAGGUGCCAACUACCAUUUUUGGUCGUUCGCGUCGGGAAUCCGUUGCCGCCUAUCCCAACAGCAAUGGGAGCAGCAGGAUUCUAAAUUCACGCCGCGAGAGCAACACUGGCCCCCCAUCGACGGAUCCCAUCGGCAGCAUCCACAAUCUGCAACUGGACAUUAUGGAUGACAUUUAUUUGCAAUCCCGGAAGGCACGCUUGAAGCUCUGGACCUCGUCCAAUGAGAAGGUUUGCGAGGUGCAAACGGUGGAUGAGGCUGGAACCGGUCAGCCGGGAAGGCGUUUCACCAAUCGCCGCUACUCCGAGUGUCCACAGCCGGGUCUGGCCAGCUCCUUUCGCCGUGCCUCCGAGUUUCCACAGCCAGGACAGCAGCCAGGACAACAACAGCAGCAGCAGACUCCAUCGCAGUUACAGAAUCGCGCCUCGACGCGUCGCAAGAAAUCUGGCAGUGGCACCGGACUCCUAGGAAGUCGCACCGACCUGGCUGGCAUCUUUAGUUCUUUGACCAGUUCGGCCAUGGAUAUGCAUCGACCGGAGCCGGAGGGCAGGGAUAAUAAUAGCUCCAGUGCCAGUUCAUCGGCCACAGCACCGGCCAGUAGUCCUUUUCUGAGUCAAACUUUUCAGGCGGCAGCUCGUGGGAGGGCCACCAGUGCCACACCGACACCAACGACCACCGGUGGUGUCUCGCAGGCGGGUGGAGCCAGUGGCUCUGGCACCACCGGUGGCCUACUCGAUCCUAAUGCCGGACGUUCCACGCGUUCCAACAGUUUCGAUGUGUCCUUGCUAAACAAUGCCAAGCAACUGGUGAGCGAUGCCCAGGAUAAUGGUUCGGCGGCGUUGUCCGGUUGGUUUGCCAAGCGACAUCAGCCGAUGGCACGGAAGAAGAGUGUGCGCAGCAAGAGUUCGGCGGUGGCCCUGUCCAAGGAUGUGCUGGAGCGGUUGCAGAAGAAGGAUCCACUUGGUGGGGAUUCCGGCAAGCCGAAGCUUAAGCCACGGGCCAAGAAAAAGAGCUGGGCGGAUGCCACCAAGGCGAAUAUUGUGGAUGCCACCAUUUUGGGCACCGCCAUCGAAGGAUUUCUGCGCAAGAGCUCCAAUGCCAGCAUGGCAGGAACUGGCUCAAGUGGUUCAAGCGGUGGUGGUGCCUCCACCUCGGCGGCGGCGGCUCGCGGUGCCACGCCCAAGGCUGGCAAGGAUGCGGGCAGUGCCAGCGGUAGUCCUGCCCAUGGAGCACGUCGCAGUCGGGCCUCGGCCGCUGGCAGUUCGGCUCAAUCGCAGGCGGGCAGGGCGGUGCGAUCCACAUUGAAUUGGUUUGGUAAGGCGGACGAGGAUGACUCGAAGGAUACGUGCGAUGCCUCGCUGUGUGCCACGCUCAAGGACCUGUUUGUCAAAUAGGUCGGGGGACGCAGAGGCAAGUAGAGCAGCCAAGGGUCGAGUCCCGGCUAAAAGCAGCAACAACGCCAGCUACUUGCACCUCUGAGAUCCAGGAAAGUCCUUAUCGAAAAUCGAAAAUGAAGCGAACCGAUGAAGUUUGAGGCUUACUAUACACAUACAUACGCACCAGUGAACAAUAAGCUCAGCAGCCAUGGAAUCACCACAACAAUAAUCGCACUCCGCAGGAUGCAGGAUGCACACACACAAUCGUCAGUCAACCAGGAAACAAAUAACGACAACCGCAUAGAAUCACAAAUACACAAACAAGCUCAUACACAGCAACCAUUUUGCACUUCAUAUAAUCCAAAGCGGAACAGUAACUGAACGAGAUAUUAGAACUGCAAAGUAAACCGUGUACCUAAGGAUCCAUUGGAACAAUAACGGGACGAACAGAGGCCGAUAUCGAUACCUAAUGCUUAUUGGUUACAGCAGAUAAUGAUCGAAUAGAGAAAUUAGCACUAAAACAGUAAACGGAACAGCAAUACACAGUAAUUAGACCAAAGAACAAAGAACCGGAGAGGUAGAAAGAGCACAGUAAAAGCACAGUAACAGCACAGUAAAGGAUCCGUAAUAGCACAGUAAGGGCACAGUACAAGCACAGUAAAGAAACAGAUUCAGAAUCAGAGUAACGGUGAACAAUAAGAGUACAAGAGAGAAACUAUAAUGGUACAAGUAACUUUACUUAAUGGUAAAUUGGUAAUUCAAUGCGAAACGAUAAGCGAUAAACAGUGAUCGAUAGGCAGAUAGUUAAGCGAUAAACGAUAGUGAUUAAGGCGAUGCUGCGAGGGAUUCAAGCCUAUCAGAGAUCAGAGAUGGGAAAUUAGAGAUCACAGAUCACAGAUCAAAGAUGAAAGAUCAUAGAUGUCAGAUCCGAGAUCACAGAUCAGGGACAGCAGGAAUCGAAGGAAAUGCCACCCAGGACUCAACCUCAGCUCACCUCAUCUAAUACCUCCAUUAAGACCGACCUCAUAUAUAGAUAAUUCUACAGAUAACUAUAAAUAUAAAUAUAUAUAUAUAUUCUCAUACAUUUGCAUACCAUUUGUAAUCGAAAAUCGAAUGUUGAAAAUGGCGAAAGUGCAGGAGAAACGAAGGAAUAUCGAUAUAUCGAAAUAUUUUUCUACGUGCAGAGAGCAAUUUAGGUUUGAGGAGUUUUGACAAAGAAUAAGACAUUGGAUAAUGGUUAACUGAAACAUAUAUCUGAAGCACAUAUAUGUAUAUAUAUCUUUUUUUUCCUGGCAGAUCGAGUGAAUGUUUGCCACAAGAAAUAUCACAAUAAAUACAAUACACUCUCAAUGAAAAUCAGCACGAAUACGUGCAAAUACCUACAGACAGACAUAUAUAUAUGUAUACACAUCACAAUAUAUAUAUAACAUAUAUAUACGCGUAUAGGAAAUAAAUGUCUAUAGACUUCAAAGUUUUAAUCAAUGUAAAACCAAACAAUAAAUGUAAUUUGUAUGUACAAUCUGAGCUUACUCGAGGCAGUUCAUAAAGCGCAUAACACACAAACAAAACUAAAUCGAGUCGAGCUGAAUUGAAAAUCGAAUAUAAUUUAAUGUUCGCGUUGAAUAUUUAAUGUUAAACGU